AUGUUGAGGUCUAUUGGGUGCAAAAAGGGUUCUUCUCUACUUUUGAGAAGGGCGCUUUUGAAGCAGUCGAACAGCAGGUUCGCUGUUUUGAAGGCUACUAGGUCGAUAGCAACGGGGACGGAUACGUUUCUCUCCACGUCGAACGCACAGUAUAUCGAUGAGAUGUACCAAGCAUGGCAGAAGGACCCAUCGUCAGUUCAUGUUUCGUGGAACGCGUAUUUCAAGAAUUUGAAGAACUUACCAUCCGGGGCGUCCGCCUCUGCCGCUUUCCAAGCACCACCUAUCUUGGUUAAUGCUCCACAGGGCACAGAGGCUGCUCAGUUUGGAUCUGGCUUGGCAAGCAGUGUCGACGAGAACGUCACUUUCCACUUGAAAGUUCAGUUGCUAUGUAGGGCGUAUCAGGUCAGAGGUCACUUGAAGGCCCAUAUAGAUCCGUUGGGUAUCUCCUUCGGUGACAGUAAAGAUAAACCGAUCCCUCGAGAACUGACCCUUGACUACUACGGAUUCAGCGAGAACGAUUUGAACAGGGACAUUAACCUGGGCCCUGGUAUCUUGCCAAGAUUCGCUAAGGAUGGGAGGAAGACAAUGAAGUUGAGGGACAUCAUUAACGAAUUGGAGACGUUGUACUGUCGGUCGUAUGGUAUUCAGUACACACACAUUCCUUCGAAGGAGAAGUGUGAAUGGCUGAGAGAGAGAAUCGAAGUGCCAACUCCGUACGCAUACACUGUGGAUCAAAAGAGACAGAUAUUGGAUAGAUUGAUCUGGUCUACCUCUUUUGAAAGCUUUUUGUCCAGUAAGUUCCCCAACGAUAAGAGAUUUGGGUUAGAAGGGUUGGAGGCUGUAGUCCCAGGUAUCAAGACCUUGAUCGAUCGUUCCGUUGAAUUGGGGGUUGAGGACGUUGUCCUAGGGAUGGCCCAUCGUGGUAGAUUGAACGUUCUGUCCAAUGUCGUCCGUAAGCCAAAUGAAUCCAUCUUUGCCGAGUUCAAGGGUACGUCCAGUAUCAACGAAGCUGAGGGGUCUGGUGACGUCAAAUACCACUUGGGUAUGAACUACCAAAGACCAACCACUUCAGGGAAAUACGUCAACUUAUCUCUUGUCGCCAACCCAUCCCAUCUGGAGGCGCAGGACCCAGUGGUCUUGGGUAGAACAAGAGCUUUAUUACACGCCAAAAAUGACUUGAAAGAAAAGACCAAGGCGCUGGGGGUCCUACUACACGGUGACGCAGCUUUUGCUGGCCAAGGUGUCGUCUAUGAAACGAUGGGGUUCUUGAACUUACCGGAGUACUCGACCGGUGGUACCAUCCACAUCAUUACCAACAACCAAAUUGGUUUCACGACGGAUCCAAGAUUCGCAAGAUCAACUCCUUACCCAUCCGAUCUUGCCAAAGCUAUCGAUGCCCCGAUCUUCCACUGUAAUGCUAACGACAUCGAGGCGGUCACUUUUAUCUUCAACUUGGCUGCUGAAUGGAGAGCCACUUUCCACACAGACGCUAUAAUUGACGUUGUGGGCUGGAGAAAACAUGGUCACAACGAAACUGACCAACCUGCUUUCACUCAACCUUUGAUGUAUCAAAAGAUUGCGAAGCAAAAAUCCGUUAUUGACGAGUACUCAGAGAAACUAGAGGCAGAGAACACGUUCACAAAACAGGAUAUUGAAGAGCACAAGAAAUGGGUUUGGAAUUUAUUCGAAGAAGCCUUCGAAAAGGCGAAAGACUACAAGCCUUCUCAGAGAGAAUGGCUGACUGCCGCCUGGGAAGGUUUCAAGUCCCCAAAAGAGUUGGCCACUGAAAUUUUACCUCACGAACCAACCAAUGUUCCUGCUGAAGUCUUACAGGAUAUUGGGAAGGCUAUCUCUUCGUGGCCGGAAGGAUUUGAAGUACACAAGAACUUGAAGAGAAUUUUGACGCAGAGAGGUAAGUCUAUCAAAGAGGGUGAAGGGAUCGACUGGUCUACCGGUGAAGCUUUGGCUUUCGGUACGCUGUCCUUAGAAGGCCAUAAUGUUAGAGUCUCUGGUGAGGAUGUCGAGAGAGGUACGUUCUCUCAGCGUCAUGCUGUUUUGCAUGACCAAAAGUCGGAAGCUACCUACACACCUUUGCAACAUUUGAGCGAAAAGCAGGCAGACUUUUCCAUUUGUAACUCUUCGCUGUCCGAAUACGGUGUAAUGGGUUUCGAAUACGGUUACUCGCUAACCUCCCCAGAAUACUUGGUUAUCUGGGAGGCCCAGUUUGGUGAUUUUGCCAACACUGCCCAGGUUAUCAUUGAUCAAUUUAUAGCUGGUGGCGAACAGAAGUGGAAGCAACGUUCCGGGUUGGUAUUAUCAUUACCACAUGGGUAUGAUGGUCAAGGUCCAGAACAUUCAUCUGGUAGACUGGAAAGAUUCCUACAGAUGGCCAACGAAGACCCCAGAUAUUUCCCAUCCGAACUGAAACUGCAGAGACAACAUCAGGACUGUAACUUCCAGGUUGUUUAUCCAACGACACCUGCCAACUUGUUCCACAUCCUGAGAAGACAACAGCACCGUCAAUUCCGUAAACCACUGGCGCUGUUCUUCUCCAAGCAGUUACUGCGUCAUCCAUUAGCUAGAUCUAGCCUGUCUGAGUUCACUGAGGGUGGAUUCCAAUGGAUUAUCGAAGACAUUGAACACGGUAAGUCGAUUGCUCCAAAGGAGGAGACGAAGAGAUUGGUUUUGCUGAGUGGCCAGGUGUACACUGCCCUGCAUAGAAAGAGGGGGCAACUGCAAGACAAGAACACUGCGUUUUUGAAGAUCGAGCAACUGCAUCCAUUCCCAUAUGCCCAAUUGCGUGACACGUUGAACUCGUAUCCAAACUUGGAGGACAUCGUGUGGUGUCAAGAGGAGCCUUUGAACAUGGGUUCGUGGGCUUACGCAUCUCCAAGAUUACAAACCACUUUGAAGGAGACUGAGAAGUAUAAAGACCAUGAGAUCAGAUACUGCGGAAGAAACCCAAGUGGUGCUGUUGCUGCCGGUUCCAAGGCUUUGCACACCGUCGAGGAGGAACAGUUCUUGGCGGAGGUUUUCCAACAGGCUCAAGCAUAA
This is a messenger RNA of Huiozyma naganishii CBS 8797, 3054 nucleotides long. It is a transcript of the gene KGD1, whose product is annotated as alpha-ketoglutarate dehydrogenase KGD1. Gene Ontology annotation, molecular function: oxoglutarate dehydrogenase (succinyl-transferring) activity; thiamine pyrophosphate binding. The transcript has a single exon. Gene Ontology annotation, biological process: tricarboxylic acid cycle. The record is from RefSeq and is a predicted model, not a curated record. Gene Ontology annotation, cellular component: oxoglutarate dehydrogenase complex; mitochondrion. NCBI's taxonomy places the organism in Eukaryota, Fungi, Ascomycota, Saccharomycetes, Saccharomycetales, Saccharomycetaceae. Bases 1 to 3054 code for a protein of 1017 amino acids.